This is a messenger RNA of Paramacrobiotus metropolitanus, 6031 nucleotides long. RefSeq names its product calcium-activated potassium channel slo-1-like. The record is from RefSeq and is a predicted model, not a curated record. Gene Ontology annotation, molecular function: large conductance calcium-activated potassium channel activity. Gene Ontology annotation, cellular component: membrane. Gene Ontology annotation, biological process: potassium ion transport. The transcript is spliced from 37 exons. Lineage: Eukaryota; Metazoa; Tardigrada; Eutardigrada; Parachela; Macrobiotidae. The coding region runs from base 207 to 5825 and encodes 1872 amino acids.
UUGAAAUUUGAAAGGGAAUCCGAAUAAGUUCAAAAAGGAAAAUAGAAGAUGAUAAAGACUAUUAAUUUUAAUCUACGUACUUUUUGGUGUUGAUUAUGAAACAUUACUGCGUUGAUGUGAAGGCAGUUUUAAAAACCUUUUCUGAUUGACCAAAGCGUAGCCUUUGCUUGGACGGAAUUACUUCGCGCCAUUCGGACUGCAUCGCGAUGAGUGUGAGACGGUCUCCCAGAAGUGCUCGAGGCUCUGUGUCGGGCUCUUCUGGGGCUUUCCCGGAUGUCUUCGAUGAUCCGGAAUUGGAAAUUGAGAGUAUAUUUCAGUUGAACUAUGAGGCUGCUUCUGGUGAGCUUCCUCAGUCCCAGCCAGGACAAAGUGAUUUGUUGCCUGAUAUGGGCGGAAAUGCCACCGACGUCGCCCCUCCAUCCAGUCAAGAUAAUACCACAGCUGCAGUUUCGCGAUCGGUGAUACGGUCAUCGUUAGCAAGAAUUCAAGAUCGACGCAAAGGUGCUACCCGUACGGGUGUUCGAGAAAAUCUAGCGCACUCUCAGUCUCAGACUUUUUCUUCCACUUUUGACGAUGACGAUGAUCAGAUUGAUGCUCCUCUUAUGGUGCGUGUGCGAAAUCCGGACGAACGCGAGGCAGAAGCGUCGUUGACAAGGAGUUUACAGCCUUUUAUCGUGGAUGAGAGAGAUGCUCGAGAAGAUAUUCCCUUGCCCGUUGCUCUGCCGAUGCCGAUCGUGGGCGUAUGUGAUAAUUCAGCUCUGAAAACUUUCUGCGAUCAGAUGAUCGACCACCACUACAAAAUGGAAAUACCCUUGCCGUCCGAGGAGGAUGUCGCACAAUUUUUAUUACGGUUACCAGACAAUUGCCCCGUACAUCUCCAGCUACCCGCCCUUGCAGUUCCUCCUGGCGCCGGUACCAAACCAGAAGAAUUAUCCGGCUUUGUACAAAUGGGCUCGCUGUUUCUUGAUCCCAUUGGCCAUUGUGCUCAGUUGACCACAACGGUACAGAAUCAUUCCUUUACGUUCGACAUGGCCCAUCAGAGCGUUUCUUCAAAUAACGCCGGUGUUCUCGUAUUUCAACUUCCGAAGGAAUCCGAAGAAAGUGGAACAGUAGCGGUACUUAGUGUUGAUAUGGCUGCUUCGCUCACGGCUCAGACCAAAGUGAAAAAUUUGUUGAAUGGAGAGCGAACAACUGCUCACAAAGAUCUGGCCAGUUUGGAUCGAAUAAUGAAGGGAAAAGAAGAUUCAAUCGCAGCCGAUAAGAAAAGAAAGGCUGCACAACUGUCUUCCCCAGAUCCAAACGACAGUUCUGGAACUACCAAAGAAGUCUUCAAAAGGCCUCGAUUCGAUGCAGAGGUUUUUCCAUUAUGUACUGAAUUUGUAGAAGAGACUCUGUUUGAGUGUUACUCUUCUUCUCCUGUUGAUACCAGUUUAGUGAUUUUAUUGUUUACUGCCUUUUUCGGCAGUUUUUAUUUUGCUAUGAAACUGUUGUUACAUUCUUCUAAUGUGCGAUACGCGCUCUUCUUUGCUUACCGCAAUUCGGGACUGCGGACCCAUGGACACCGAAUACUGAGUACUGAUUCGUCAUGGUGUUCCAUUUGGGCCAGGAAGAACAAUCCUGGAGCGAAGCGUUUCGGAAAUAACAGUGUUUUUCUCCGUAAUAUCACAAAAUCUGGCUCGUUCUUCGAAAAGGACCACACCGUUGCUCACCAGUCGCGAAAUUAUGUGCUUUUAGUGGUUCCUGUUUUAACAUUUUGUCUUGGAGUUUGGCAGCUGCGACGUCUAAAAUGGAAAUUGGGUUUGAUUGACGAAAGGACAACAAGAAUCCGUGCUCCGCCGCUCGGAUACGAAAAUUUGCCUGCUAGUGUGGAUGACAUUGGAGAUUUGGAGUAUCGGCGAGUGAAAUUGCGUGGAAAAUUUCACCACAGCCAUGAAAUUUACUUGGUGCCCAGAACUCCUAUCACCUCGGUACCGGCUGGUGGUGGCUUAAUUUCCUCACCAACCCACGGUGGUCGUGUCAUCACGCCCUUUACUAUAAGCGAAUCCAAUCAGACUAUUCUAGUGGAUAGAGGCUGGGUGCCGAAAGCCCGGUUGGAUCCAGCCACCCGAUCGGAAGGUCAAGUGGAGGGCGAAGUGCAAGUGGUCGGAGCUUUGCGGAGAUCCGAAAAGGGCAGCAGGUUUUCCCCGGUCCAUAAGGAGGGUUCUAGAAAUUAUGCGGUGCGAAAUAUCGAUCUUAUGGCUGCAGAAUUAGGUGUGACGCCCCUGUUAAUCGAAGCAACAAAAGAAUCAAGUAUUCCGGGAGGUCCUCUUGGAGGUCAGACCAUCAUCGAGAUGCGCAAUGAACACAUGAAUUAUGCCAUAACGUGGUUUUCCUUGAGCGUGAUAACAGCUUUUCUUUGGUAUUACAAAUAUAUUAAGCGUAAACCUUUCAGAUACAAGCUUAUUUGGCUCAUUCCUCGUAUUAUAAGCGAAUCUGGGAACAUCAUCGCAACAAUGGAUGCCGGUGGAUGUGUUCCGCUUCCGUUUCCGGUGGUUGUUCGGCCGACUUAUGAUCCUAAUGCUACCGUUCCGUUGCCGGCACCGUGUUACUUGGUGGGAAGAAAGGAAUUGGUGUAUAUUUACUUCGGUUCCGGUUUUGUCAUCCCGAUUUUGGCUCUGAUUUAUGUCCAGUUUGACAGAUUAAGAAGAUUUGUGCUGCGCAAUUUGAAGCGUCGAGGAUUACAGUGCCGUCAAGACAAUAUUAAUGAAGAAUUUGUGCCAAAACCAUCUGACAGCGACAGUGAUGAAAUGGCUCAAGGUGGGAUUAAAAAGUCCGGUGUCGAACGAAUGAAGCUGCUGAUGGAAGCAAAACAGCGUCAGUCGCCAUUUAUGAGGUUUUUUACGGAAGCAGCUUCCCCUCAAAGUCAGCUGGGCCAAAUUCUGAUGACGAUUGCGGUUACUUGUGCGGCUGUAUCAUUGUGCAUUUAUCUUUCUACGGUGUCCAUGCCAGUUGACAGUGUAGAAACCUGCGGGACAUUACCGAACGUAUACCAGGCGUUGGAUUUUGUGGCUAAUUUGUACAUGCUGUUUUACUUCAUUGUUCGACUGAUCGGCAACGACAAGAAAAUCCGAAUUAUCCAGCACUCAAUGCACAGCAUUGUGGAUUACUUCACGAUUCCACCGGUUAUGAUCAGCGUUUUCUUGAAUCGCUACUUUACCGGUUUUUCGUUUUUUCGCGCCUACAAUUUUCUGUGGAUUGUGGACAUACUUUCCAACCGUGGCGUAUUCCGAAAAACCAAUACAAUCAAAUUAGCUAAACUGGUCUUCACUGUGGUUUCUCUGCUAAUGAUUGCAGCUGGAUUCCUGCAUUUGGUGGAAAACAUGGGAGAUCCUUGGCCGUUUGCCAAUAAAGGCACUUACAAUGGCCAGUCUAUUUCUUUUUGGCGCUGUUAUCUUUACUUGUAUGGAAGAGUGACCUUACUGGACCUAAGUGGCAUGCGGAUACGUACAAUGCUUGGAAGGAUCAUUAUUUACUUUUUCCAAAUUUUGGCGUUGGGAAUCGUUAGUAAAGCCAUCCCGCAGAUUAUACUUCUGGUGAGGAUAACUCCGGAAUACGAUAAAAAAUACGAAACCCCUAUAAUGUUCUUACACGUAAUCGUAUGCGGAUCGGUUAAUGCUGCGGUGAUGAGCAGUUUCCUUAAAGAGUUCUACAACAAAGAUCGCGAAACUAGUGAAUAUUUCAAGAUUCUGAUACUGGAUGAAAAAGAACCAGAUGAGGAUAUGCGGAAUUUAUUGGAGCAGUAUUUCAAUCGGUUGGAUUACCGGCGCGGGACAUGUAUGAAACUGAAGGACUUAAACCGUGUGCAGUUAAUGGAUGCCGAAGCGGUGAUGAUUUUGGCCGAUCGGACUGCUGCGGAAUCCGAUGCGGAAGAUGCCGCUAAUAUCAUGCGCGUAGUUGCUAUUAAAAAUUACCGCGAGAGAGCGCGCAUCAUUGUACAAAUACUACAAUAUCACAAUAAAGCAUAUUUGCAAAAUAUCCCCAGCUGGAAUCCAAAAUAUGGCGAUACUGUGUUGUGUAUCAGUGAGCUGCGGUUGGGUUUGCUAGCACAAAGUUGUUGUGCGCCGGGAUUCUCAACUCUGAUGGCCAAUUUUUUUACGACACGAUCUCAAGAUGGCGAUACGAAGUUGUCCGAGAUUACAUGGAUGGACGAAUACGUCCGUGGUACGGCACUAGAACUAUAUUCACGACCGUUUAGUGAAGCGUUUUACGGAAUGGGAUUUGUGGAAGCGUGCGAAUUUUGUUACCGAAAACUGAAAAUCGUGUUACUUGCCGUGCAAAUUAAGCCUUCGGACCCGUUUUCCGCUCCACAAGUCAAUCCACCUUCAUAUGUGGUGAUCUGCGAAGGGUCACGAGGAUAUUUUAUUGCUGAUAGCACAAAGGAAGUUGACCGUGUGGAAAUUUAUUGCCGAAUCUGUCACAAUGGGGUCACCGAUUUGGAUUUGAUCAAGAAGUGCAGCUGUCAUAGUACCUUUGUUGCGUUGUCACGUAACGGGAAGCUGACCAAGCAGCAAAGUAACAUUUCCAGAAUGCUGUCAUGCCGUGGAGAUCUGGAACUGGAAGCCAAGAUUUGGUCUUUUAUUUGUCAGUAUCCGAAUACGCCGAUACAUGGAAGCGAGACUGAUAUCGCCCAGGAUGUGGCCACAAAAGAGUCUGCAUUGCUGCAACCACACAUGAGCUCGGAAAUUAUGUACGAUUCAACUGGGAUGUUCCACUGGUGUCCGGCUCGAGCAUUGCCGGAAAUAAUUAUGAACCGGUAUCGAGCAGCAGUUACGGAUUUUCACAAUCAUAUCGUGGUGUGCGUUAUGGCUGAAUCCAGUUCCCAGCUGAUUGGACUGUCCAGCUUUGUACUUCCUUUACGUUCGAGCAACAUACCUUACGAAGAACUGCAGGAAAUUAUCAUCUUAGGCGAUGUUGGAUAUCUUGAAAAAGAAUGGCAUUACAUUUACAACCUACCCAAGUUAUUUAUUGUAAAGGGUAGUGCGUUAAACCGAGCAGAUUUACGAUCCAUCAACUUAUAUUCGUGCGGGAUGUGUGUAAUUCUCGGGUCACCGGGACUGACAGAAAAGAAGAACAGCGAUUCGACCAUGGUGGAUAAGAACGUUAUACUGGCCACACUCAAUGUGCGAUCGAUGAGGUUUUCCCGUGCGGAAAGAGAUGCUGUGGAAGCUUUUCUUCCUGAUGAAACACCUCGUGAAACCGGCUAUGACAUACCUUUAAUUACAGAUCUCAUGCGAGAUUCGAAUGUGCAGUACUUAGAGCAGGAUGACAAGGAUAUGCCAGGAACAGAAUUCUACUGUACAGCACCGUAUGCCGGUGGGCGAGCGUUUGCGGCCAGCGUAUUGGACCUGCUGACUAUAACAUCCUUCUUCAAUGCCCCGAUCAUAAAGGUUUUCCACGCAAUGAUUUUCGGGGGAGCAUCUCUGGAACUCGAACGCAUUAUCGCCGAAGGGGCUGGUUUAAUCGGAGGAAGCAAUAUUUCCCAGCCACCUAAUAUGAAAGAUCAGAUUAAAAUUAUUCUGCUGCCACUUACAGCCGGCUAUCUACAAUCUCAUGCGAAUUCUGUUUACGGAGCCUUAUUUUUGGACGCACUGACUAGUUUGGGAUUGAUUGUUCUGGGAGUAUUUCGUUUAACGGACAGCGAUGCCGAUUUCCCCCAUAAACGAUACGUCAUCACCAAUCCACCCGAGGGAUUCCAGUUGCAUCCGUCUGAUAAAGUAUUUGCCUUACAACGAUCAGAUUGGCUCUCCAUGUCUAAUAAGAUCACACGUUCAGUUGAACCAUUUUAAUGAAUAUCUUAUUAAAGCACACGGUGCUACCAACAGCGUUUAUUACUAACAUACUGCAACAAACAAUCGAAGAGUGGUAAUUAGUAAAUACAACAAUAUAUUCAAAAAAGUCCUUUUUUCAUCCUGGAAGCCUGUCUCAUAACCACCGGCAAAUCGGAUCGAACUAAGAACCGGUCUUCAACUUUUUAUUUCUGUUCUCACGUUCG